CAUAAACUAGUUGUAUAACCAAGUAACUAGUUAGCCAUGAAAACAGCAAAGGCUUCUUUCAUUCUAACUCUUCUCUUCUUCUUCUUCUUCUUCUUCCUAUUUUUAUCCUCCUCAGUAGAGUCCAUUACUGAGAAAAAAGCCCUUCAUAAGCCAUGCAAAACCCUGACACUCUAUUUCCAUGACAUCAUCUAUGACGGAACCAAUGCCAAUAAUGCUACUUCAGCCAUUGUUGCAGCACCUGCAGGGGCUAACCGGACUACCCUUUCCGGUCUCAUGCACUUCGGAGACGUUGUAGUGUUUGAUGACCCUAUAACCAUGGAUAACAACCUCCAUUCUCCUGCUGUAGGACGUGCUCAAGGGUUAUAUUUGUAUGAUAGGAAGGAUGUGUACACAUCUUGGUUUGGGUUCUCAUUUGUUUUUAACUCCACUGAACAUAAGGGUACCCUAAACUUCAUCGGUGCGGAUCCAUUGAUGGAGAAGACAAGAGAAGUGUCCGUCGUCGGAGGCACCGGAGACUUCUUCAUGAGUAGGGGAGUGGCGACAUUAACUACUGAUGCGUUUGAGGGGUCUGUGUAUUUUAGGCUUCGUGUGGAUAUCAAGCUCUAUGAAUGUUACUAGCUUGCAAUUGUAUGGAAUACGUAUAUAUGUUACGUAGAACCAUGAAGAGAGCAGAGAUGCUUAUAAUUACUUGCUUGCUGAUUUUUAUCUUUUUUAUAAAAAGUUCUUGCUUGCUGAUUUGAAUAAUGUAUUUCUUUAUUAAUGUUACUUUCGAUUUCUUAUGAAUCAAUAAUAUAUAUGAAGCUUAUUUA
This is a messenger RNA of Dioscorea cayenensis subsp. rotundata (Guinea yam), 809 nucleotides long. Its product is annotated as disease resistance response protein 206-like. The record is from RefSeq and is a predicted model, not a curated record. Lineage: Eukaryota; Viridiplantae; Streptophyta; Magnoliopsida; Dioscoreales; Dioscoreaceae. The transcript has a single exon. The coding region runs from base 37 to 618 and encodes 193 amino acids.